This is a messenger RNA of Gregarina niphandrodes, 813 nucleotides long. Its product is annotated as replicase. Gene Ontology annotation, molecular function: nucleotidyltransferase activity; DNA endonuclease activity, producing 5'-phosphomonoesters; RNA binding. Gene Ontology annotation, biological process: DNA replication. Bases 1 to 813 code for a protein of 270 amino acids. The record is from RefSeq and is a predicted model, not a curated record. The transcript has a single exon. NCBI's taxonomy places the organism in Eukaryota, Apicomplexa, Conoidasida, Eugregarinorida, Gregarinidae.
AUGCCAGGACAACAUCACCAACCACGUGGAAGAGCCUUCUGCUUCACUGCCUUCUAUGAUACGCCACCGACAAUAAUAGGAUAUCAAUACAUCAUAUACCAACGAGAAAUCUGUCCAUCUACAGGAACUCUACACUGGCAAGGAUUCAUAUACUUUACAAAUCCAAGAAGUUUCAAUGCUGUCAAGCAAUUAAUGGGUGGCCUUACCCACAUCGAAUUCGCAAUGGAUAUUCCCAAAUCAAUUGAGUACUGCAAGAAGCAGGAAACAGCAGUUCCUGAUACACAAUUCGAAGACGGAACACCUCCACCAAGCGCACUACCACCAGGCUGGUGGCAGCAAUUAACCAUCCAAUCACUAUGGGAAGAUCACCCAGAAUGGAUGCUAAAACACUAUGCCGGAGUACUAGCAUACCACAAAACCAAAAAGGUAGUGAAAUUCGCGAGGCAAAAGCCUAACGUCACAAUACUAUGGGGACCUCCCGGAACUGGAAAAAGCCACUUGGCCAGAAGCCUAUCAGACGAUUACUACAUCAAGCCUAGCGGACCAUGGUGGGACGGCUAUCACGGCCAAAAUACCGUCAUAUUUGACGACUUCUACUCCUCUGAAAAGUACUGCGACUUACUCAGAUGGCUCAGCGAAAACCCCAUCAGGGUCCCCAUCAAAGGCUCAACUACCGACCUCGAAGCAACGAACUUCAUAUUCACAUCCAACCAAAAUCCAGACUCCUGGUACCCACAAAUCGAGGACAAGUCUGCACUGAAAAGAAGAAUUACAGAAAUAAUACACAUGGAAACACCAUACUGUUCUGAGUAA